Messenger RNA from Stylophora pistillata, 2484 nucleotides. RefSeq names its product patched domain-containing protein 3-like. Gene Ontology annotation, cellular component: membrane. The record is from RefSeq and is a predicted model, not a curated record. NCBI's taxonomy places the organism in Eukaryota, Metazoa, Cnidaria, Anthozoa, Scleractinia, Pocilloporidae.
CAUAAAGUGCCCAGGACUGCAGUCAAGGCAUCUGCCGCAUGCCUUUUCUUCGCAAAAAGGAAUGACACACAUCUGCUCCAAAGGCAAAGCCUGUCUUGUCAAGAGUGCUGAGACAAGCAGCUCUCUUGCAUUGAGCCAGGACGCAGCCAGCGUGGCUUUCCUUUCAUGGUAAGCUUUCAGCUUGCGCCUCAGCCGUACUUUUGUAACCUUUGAUUUUUUUUUAAGUUCUUAAGCCAUGAGGUUCGUCAAUAUGGGGAAGGUCUUCUUGAUCUGGAGGAAAACCUCUGCCCAUGUUCAAAGAAGAUCCGGCGGCCACAGACGUUGAAUCAGUAAAUUGCUGGGCGGCAUAUCGAACAGGAACACUAAACUUCGCCUUUCUCGCAGCUUUUCCCCCUUUGAAAGUUACUAAAUUCAAAUUUUUUUUCGAUCUAAAAUCUCGUUUAGGAGGCAUAAUGGAAAUCGCGUUUCAAGGGGUUAGCUGGCUGUGAUACCAGGCCUUGAUUUCCUUCAUCUCACGAUAGGUAAAUAGGCCCUACUUUGACCGCUUGUAUGCGUUAAUUUGACGCUAAUUAAAUCCACCUGUAAGCGGUUAAUUUCGAGCGAAUCGGGUGCACCCACCAACACAAUAGGCCAUUUCCAUUUACUUCCAAAGGAAAGGUCACACUGCUCGACUUCGAUGCAAAACUUCCGUUCUUUCCAUGUAAACAAAAUACAUCCGUCACGUUCUAAAGUUAUUUUUAUUUUGCAAAAACGUGUGCCAACGCAGAUGAAGGAAGUCUUUUUCCUUUACAUUACGUUUGGUGCUUUGAAAAAGCAAGUCUAGCACUAGUGUUGAAGUCACUUUCUCAAAAUCAUGGUCAAACUCAAACCAGAACUCGAACAAGUGAAGGAAUCAGACCAAUCAAGACCCUGUUAUUCACGCCGAUUUCUCCCAUGUCUCUUGUGGUCCUGGUUCUGCAAAUGGUACUUGCGUUUUAUGGAACGCUUCUUUGGUUGGUAUAGUGCAGGAAUCGCCAAACAUCCACUGAUCACCAUCCAGUUGUGUCUCAUGCUUGUCAGUGUUUGUUCUGUGGGCUUUGUUUGGUUCAAUUCAGAAAACAGAACCGUAAAAUUGUUCAUCCCUCAAAACAGCAAGGCAAUAGAUGACUUGGAAACUGCCGAGAAAUACUUCCGUGUCAACUUUCGAGAAGAAAUCAUCUUACUGGCGGCCUCCCCUAGUAAUCCAAAUGUUCUUUCCCCAGAGUGUUUGAAGCAAGCCUUUAGGGCUCACAAUGCAGUCAUGGAGUUGAAAUCUUUCACAGAACUCUGUGUCACAUUGUUGGGAAACAAAUCCAGGUCGCCAGAAGGGUGCGCGAUGAUUAAUCCCCUAGAAUUCUUGCAGUUCAAUGAAAGCAAAUUGAGCGGAAAGGACAUACAUGAAGUCCAACGGGAACUGGGUAAAGCCUAUAACGACACAAGUUUACUCAUGCGCAAUGGACGCCCAUUCUGGUUGAACUUUAACCGAAUGUUUGGCAAGGCCACUCGAAAACAUGGAAGAAUUACUGACGCCAAAGCCUUGCAAAUGAUUUAUCUCCUUCGUGAUCCGAAGGACGAUGAUGCGAGUGACAAGAUUCUAAAUUGGGAGAAGGCUUUCAUGGACAAAGUAAGCUCGUUAGUGGACAAACUUUCUUGCUUCGAUGUCCAUUAUUCAAGCGAAAGGAGCUUGGAUGAUGCUAUAAGUGCAAGUACCGGGUCUGAUGUAAAACUAGUGUCGAUCACAUUCACCUUCAUGAUCUCUUUUGCUUGCUUCAUGCUGGGCAAGUACCUUAAUCCGCUGACCGGUCAUGCUUUACUUGCUAAUGGAGGGGUCAUUGCAGUUGCCCUAGGGAUUUUGUCCGGACUCGGCCUUGGUAUGUGGCUUCGUGUACCUUUUGUCAGUUUAGUUGUGCUGCCUUUCUUGGUUCUUGGAAUCGGCAUCGACGACAUGUUCAUCAUAGUCGACGAGCUUGAUCGGCAGCCACGUGACCUGUUAACGAUUGAAAAGAUCAAAGCGGUUAUGAAGCAUUCUGGUGCAACAGUUACCAUGACAACAAUGACUGAUUUGGUGGCGUUCGCAGUCAGCACAUCCACCUCAUUACCAGCUAUAAGGUAUUUCUGUAUUUAUGCCACCUUGACAGUGACGUUCUCCUUCCUGAUGGUUGUCACAUUUUUUGUGGCCCUUAUGACAUACGAUGUAAGAAGAAUUAAAUCUGGCCGCCGAGAUUUCCUCCCAUUCUGCCUGGCACCACGGCCAAAAGAGGAUAGACCAGCAUGGGAUGAGCCUCUCCCCCAAACUUCAAAUAAAGUUAUGAAAUACUGGGGCACAUUCUUGACCCUUCCAGUUACAAAAGUUGUGGUUAUACUCUUCUCUCUGUCACUGCUUGGUGCUGGAAUAUACGGAGUCACUCAGGUGGAUGAGUCGUUUGAUAGACGUGUACUGGCCAGAGAUGAUUCCUACUUGAGGCA